Molecule: messenger RNA, 1219 nt
Organism: Rhinopithecus roxellana (golden snub-nosed monkey)
Lineage: Eukaryota; Metazoa; Chordata; Mammalia; Primates; Cercopithecidae
Product: mas-related G-protein coupled receptor member X1
Exons: 2
Coding region: 251-1219 (322 amino acids)
Biological process (GO): G protein-coupled receptor signaling pathway
Cellular component (GO): membrane
Molecular function (GO): G protein-coupled receptor activity
Source: RefSeq, a predicted model, not a curated record
ACCUCUGGCCGCUGAUUUGUCCAUAGUCCUCAUAUAGGAAAUAACAAGUCUGUCCAGCAUCUUCAUAAGUCUGGAUUGACCACCAGCUUUGAGUCCAGCUCCUGUGGGCAUCUCCUGAAUUAAGCAACACAGAAGGGUCUUCUGAAGUCACUGAAUCCCAGAAAGGCUCUCCACCUUUAGCACAAGGAAAGUCUUCACCGCUGGACAAAAGAGAAAAAGAUAAGGGGUCACCAAACUAGGGUUUCUGAGCAUGGAUCCAACCAUCCCAGCCUUGGACACAGAACUGACACCAAUCAACAGAACUGAGGAGACUUCUUGCUACAAGCAGACCUUGAGCCUCAUGGGGCUGACGUGCAUAAUUUCCCUUGUGGGGCUGACAGGAAACGCGGUUGUGCUCUGGCUCCUGGGCUUCCGCAUGCACAAGAACGCUAUCUCCAUCUACAUCCUCAACCUGUCCAUGGCAGACUUCCUCUUCCUCAGUGGCCGCAUUAUAUAUUCCCUUUUAAGCUUCAUUGGUGUGCCCCAAAUCAUCUCUAAAAUCCUCUAUCCUGUGAUGAUGUUUUCCUACUUUGCAGGCCUGAGCUUUCUGAGCGCCAUGAGCACCGAACGCUGCCUGUCCAUCCUGUGGCCCAUCUGGUACCGCUGCCGCCGCCCCACACACCUGUCAGUGGUCGUGUGUGUCCUGCUCUGGGUCCUGUCCCUGCUGCGGAGCAUCCUGGAGUGGAUGUUCUGUGGCUUCCUUUUUAGUGGUACGGAUUCUGUUUGGUGUCAAACAUUGGAUUUCAUUACAGUCGCGUGGCUGAUUUUUUUAUGUGUGGUUCUCUGUGUGUCCAGCCUGGUCCUAGUGAUCAGGAUUCUCUGUGGAUCCCGGAAGAUGCCGCUGACCAGGCUGUACGUGACCAUCCUGCUCACAGUGCUGGUCUUCCUCCUCUGUGGCCUGCCCUUCGGCGUUCAGUUUUUCCUGUUUUUAUGGAUCCACGUGGAUCGGAAAGUCUUAUAUUGUCAUGUUCAUCUAGUUUCUAUGUUCCUGGCCGCUCUUAACAGCAGUGCCAACCCCAUCAUUUACUUCUUCGUGGGCUCCUUUAGGCAGCGUCAGAAUAGGCAGAACCUGAAGCUGGUUCUCCAGAGGGCUCUGCAGGACACGCCUGAGGUGGAUGAAGGUAGAGCGCGGCUUCCUGAGGAAACCGUGGAGCUGUCCGGAAGCAGAUUCGGGCAGUGA